AUGGCGGCGAAAUGUGACGUUUCGUCGACACAUGAGUAUAUUUGCCCAUUUCCUGACUGUCCGAAGACUUUCUCGAGACCCGACCGACUGAAAAUUCACCAACGGUCUCAUACGGGAGAGAAACCCUUUAAAUGUAUUGUCCCAGGCUGUGGAAAAAGCUAUGCUCGUUCAGCUCAUCUCCGCAGACAUGAAGACAAUAGUCAUGAACUUAAUGGAGAAACACAAAAUCAAGUGAGUUGUACAGUGGAUGGAUGUGGAAUGAUCUUCACCUUGGUGCAGAACCUUAAAAAACAUAUGAAGAGGAAACAUGAAAAGCGACAGUUCACGUGUGAAUACAAUGGCUGUGGAAGAUCCUUCAAGAAAAAUCAACAUCUCAAGGUUCAUGAGUUUGAACACACAAAUAUCAAGCCUUUUAUGUGUUCAUAUGAGGGAUGUGGCAUGAGGUUCCAGGUGCCAAGCAAACUUCACCGCCAUGAAAAAGUACACUCUGGAUACAGAUGUGAUGAAGCAGGUUGUAGUGAAAUUUUCUCAAAGUGGACUUUAUUAAGAAAACACAAAGCUACUCAACAUGCAUUGGAGAGAAAGUGUCCGCAGUGUUAUAAAACCUUCAGUACAAAGCGAUGGUUAAAGCAACAUAUGCAUGUUCACUCCUCAGAGCGGGAAAUGUUUUCUUGUCCACGUGACAACUGCGGUCGUUCCUAUCUUGAUCAGCGAAAUCUUCUUGCCCACAUUCGUUCAUACCAUGAUGGUAAUCGUAUAGAAUGUCCACACCCUGACUGCCACAGACGCUUCACCACUGAGCAAAAGCUUGCCCAACAUCAAGCCAUACAUGAUCCAAAUAAACUUCCCCCUAAGAAACGAUCAAGGAAAACAAAACAAAAAAAUGUUGCUGCUUUGCUUUCUGGUGUGAAGGAGAAAGUUUCCCAUGAUCUUGAUGACAUUACCACUCCUCCAGAGGAUCGGCUAUGUGAGAAUCCUUACGACAUGGUGGACAUCACAACUCGGCUAGAGGAUGGGAAAAAUCAGACCUCCAACAAUAAGGAUGGCAUCACAAGUUGGCUGGAGGAUGGACUGAGAAAAAAUUCAAAUGUUAAGACUUAUGUAGGGACAAAGGAGGAAGGAUGUGUUUUAGAUGUGGAUAGCUGUGAAGGAAAGGGAGUGAACUGUGUAGAUCAUGCAGAGCAGGAUUGUGUAGAGAUCUUAGAUAACAAUGUUGGGACAAAGACAACAGGUCCUUGUGAGGAUACAGAAUCUAUAUUUAGUGUAACAAAUAUAUCUGAUGAUUGUCAUAUAUUGGAAAAUGACAGACAUAGUCAGUCUUCUUGUGAUACAAACUUGGUACAAUUCACCUCUGACUUUAACUGUUUAACUUCCGCCCAAAAAUCUAUGACCUAUACAUCGCCAUCUGUUCCCAUGAAGAAAGUGUGUACAUGUUUCUGUUACAAACUUGUAGAUGAAGAUUUAGGUGAUCUCUGUGUUGAGUGUUGUGUAUCCUCAGCUAGUCCUGAGGUUCAAUGUAACAGUUAGAGACAUGUAAGCUGACCGUACAUGUAUGGGACAUAAUCUCAUCUGGUUCAGCAGAGAACGAAGAGAGAAAUUUAUGAUAAGUGAUAACUGGCUGUCAGUAGAAUAGCCUUCAGAGAAAACUUGCUGAUUCCAGCAGAUUAAAAUACCAAGUGUUUGUCAGUAGUUUUUUGGUCAUCUGUUGUAUUGAGGAGAAUAUACACAUUUCCAAUAUUACAA
Messenger RNA from Ylistrum balloti, 1743 nucleotides. Its product is annotated as transcription factor IIIA-like. The transcript is spliced from 9 exons. The coding region runs from base 1 to 1527 and encodes 508 amino acids. The record is from RefSeq and is a predicted model, not a curated record. Lineage: Eukaryota; Metazoa; Mollusca; Bivalvia; Pectinida; Pectinidae. Gene Ontology annotation, cellular component: nucleus.